AUGUUUAAUCAAUCCAAGAGGGCUCUCUCAUACAGGGCAUCUCUUCUUAGAAGAACCUAUGCUUUGAACAAGAGAUUUGCUUCUGGUUUUACUGCACAAGAAACAAAGUUGUUACUUAAUAAGAUUCAUGAUGACAAAAUUGGAGAGUCAGUCAAACUGUCGAGUAUAUGGAAAACCUCCAGUGUUGAAGUCACUCCAUUUGUGAAUCCCCAUUUGGAGACAUUAUUGAAAUCAUCGAAAAAGUCCACAAAUAUUGGGGAUUCCCAUAAUUCUAUUAAAAAGGACGAUACUGCUGAUAAGAAGAAGGACGACGAACCAAACAACAAAGAUCAGGAUAAGAAUGAUGAUAACGACAAGGGAAUCACCAAAAGGGAAAACCAUUCUAAAUUGUCUAGUGGCUCAAAUGCGGCUGCCUCAAAUCUUUCAGGUCCAUCUACUCCAGGAGAUAGCGGAGAUGGUGAUGAUUCCAAAGGUGCCAAGCCAAAAUCAGCGAGAUCCACCUCUUCAUCGACUUUAGCUGAAGUUCCAGAAGUAUAUCCUCAAAUAGUAGCCUUGCCAAUAUCGCGUCGUCCACUCUUCCCUGGAUUUUACAAGGCAGUCAUCAUUUCUGAUGUCAAUGUCAUCAAAGCCAUUAAAGAGUCGUUGGAUAGAAAGUAUCCUUUUAUUGGUUGUUUCUUAUUUAAGGAUGAAAAUAUGGAAAGUGACGUCAUAGAAUCAAAAGAUCAAGUUUUUGAGACUGGUGUGCUGGCUCAAAUCACAUCUAAUGUUUAUACUAAGGAUAAAGAUACUGGUGUGGAAACCUUAACGACUGUUUUGUACCCCCAUAAAAGAAUUAGAAUAGAUGAACUUUUCCCACCCUCAGCUAUUGGUAACGAAAAAUCAGAUGUUUCUACUGUUAGUGUCUCUGACGCUGAUAUCGAGGUUAAGGCUAAGAAGCAACCAAUUGAGGGUAUUAUUGGCGAAAAAGAAGGAGAUGAACCAAUUAAUCCAUCAGAUAUAUUAAAUGAUGAACAAAAUUCUUCUGAAACCUUGAUUGAACAACCACAUGAACCAGUAGUUGUUGAAGAAGAAAACCCAACCGAAUUCUUGAAAAAGUAUCCAAUUACUUUAGCAAAUGUAUCUAAUGUUGAAGAUGAGCCCUUUGAUAAAAAUGAUGUGGUUGUGACUUCUCUAACUGCUGCCAUAUUAGAUGUUUUAAAAGAAAUGUCUCUGGUCAACAGAUCAUUUAGUGACCAACUAGCAACAUUUAGUGCAUCCCUUCACAGUGAUAUUUUUAAUUGUCCUGAAAAACUAGCUGAUUUUGCUGCUGCUGUUACCGCAGGUAGUCAAGAAGAUCUACAGAAAAUUUUAGAUUGCACCAAUAUUGCAGAAAGGUUAGAAAUGGCAUUGACAGUGUUGAAGAAAGAACUAAUGAACAAAGAAAUGCAAAAGAAAAUCGAAAAAGAUAUUGAGGAAAGAAUGUCUAAAAGACAUAGAGAAUACCAUUUAAAUGAGCAAUUAAAGUGGAUCAAAAAAGAACUAGGUAUUGACGAUGGUAGAGAUAAACUAAUUGCCAAAUAUAAUGAAAGAGUCAAGAGUUUGAAGAUGCCAGAAGAAGUCAAAAAAAUUUAUGAUGAAGAAAUCAACAAACUUCAAACCUUAGAAACAGUAAUGUCUGAAUUUACGGUGACCAGGAAUUACCUUGAUUGGUUAACCCAAAUUCCUUGGGGUAAACAAUCAGUUGAUAAUUAUAACAUCAAAAGAGCCAAGAAAGUUUUAGAUGAAGAUCAUUAUGGUUUGAAAGAUGUCAAGGAUAGAAUCAUUGAAUUCAUUGCUGUUGGCAAACUUCUAAAUAAAAUUAAUGGUAAGAUCAUCUGUUUUGUUGGUCCACCGGGUGUUGGUAAAACAUCUAUUGGUAAAUCGAUUGCAAAAUCUUUGAAUAGGGAGUUUUACAGAUUUUCAGUAGGUGGUUUGAGUGAUGUUGCAGAAAUUAAGGGUCAUAGAAGAACCUAUGUUGGAGCAAUACCGGGUAGAGUUGUACAAGCGUUGAAGAAAACUCAAACAGAGAAUCCCUUAAUUUUAAUUGAUGAAAUUGAUAAAAUUUCUCAUUCUCAUUCUGUCAACGGUGGUGAUCCAUCUGCCGCAUUGUUAGAAUUGUUAGAUCCAGAACAAAACGGCACGUUCUUAGAUAAUUACAUGGAUAUUCCAAUUGAUUUAUCCAAGGUACUAUUUGUUUGUACUGCAAAUACCCUGAGUACAAUCCCAGGUCCUUUGUUAGAUCGUAUGGAGGUCAUUGAAAUUUCAGGUUAUAUUGAAGACGAAAAAAUCAAGAUUGCUGAAAAAUAUCUAGCUCCAGAGGCAAAGAAGAAUACAGGCCUAGAAAACGUCAAUGUGGAACUAAGCGAGUCUGCAAUCAGAGCCUUAAUUAAAAAUUACUGUAGAGAAUCUGGUGUCAGAAACUUGAAGAAACAAAUUGAUAAGAUAUAUAGAAAGGCUGCUCUAAAUGCCGUUGAAUCUGUAGGUGAAGAAGAGAUUGAUGAGAUUAUUGCUGAAGAAAAGGAAGCACAUGCAACUGAACCAGUUGUUGACGCUGCAACUGAGAAAGCUGAGAAGACCUUAGGAAAAACAGACAAAGACUCAAAGGUUGAGGAGACUGUGCUUGAUAAAAUUGAGAAAGAAGGAGAAGAGGAAACCGUUGCAACAGGAGCAUCUGAAGAGGAACCUAAGACUCCCCAAAUAGUUAUCCCAGAUACCUAUAAAGCAGUUAUUGAUGAGAAAAAUUUGAAGGAUUAUGUUGGUGUUCCGGUAUUCACUGCAGAUAGAUUAUACGAAACGACGCCACCAGGUGUUGUUAUGGGGCUAGCGUGGACAUCCAUGGGUGGUUCUGCGCUAUAUAUUGAAUCGGUAUUAGAGCAUGCAAUUACUAAAGACUCUCAUUCUAAGCUAGAAAGAACUGGUCAGUUAGGUGAUGUCAUGAAGGAAUCUGUAAGAAUUGCUUACUCAUUCUCCAAGAUGUUUUUAACUAAAAAUUUUCCCGACAAUAAGUUCUUUGAUCGGGCGCAAAUCCAUUUACAUUGUCCUGAAGGUGCUACACCAAAGGAUGGUCCAUCUGCUGGUAUAACAAUCACUUCAUCGUUUUUGUCUUUAGCGUUUAACAGACCAUUGAGACCAGAUGUUGCAAUGACGGGUGAAAUUACCCUUACCGGUAAGGUUCUCAGAAUUGGAGGUUUGAAGGAAAAGACAAUUGCUGCAAAGAGAGCAGGGGUCAAAACAAUCAUUUUCCCUAAGGGCAAUGAAUCUGAUUGGAAUGAACUGCCUGAAAAUGUCAAGGAAGGUAUAACUCCAGUUCCUGCUGAUUGGUACCAAGAUGUGUUUGAUGUUUUAUUCCAAGACAUUGGUAAGGAAGAAGGUAACAAUGUUUGGAAGGCCGAAUUUGAUAAGAUUGCCGAGGAAGAGAAGAAGGAGAAAGCAGAGAAGUAA
Pichia kudriavzevii is the source of this 3459-nucleotide messenger RNA. RefSeq lists its product as uncharacterized. Lineage: Eukaryota; Fungi; Ascomycota; Pichiomycetes; Pichiales; Pichiaceae. The coding region runs from base 1 to 3459 and encodes 1152 amino acids. Gene Ontology annotation, biological process: protein quality control for misfolded or incompletely synthesized proteins; mitochondrion organization; chaperone-mediated protein complex assembly. The transcript has a single exon. Gene Ontology annotation, molecular function: ATP-dependent peptidase activity; ATP hydrolysis activity; ATP binding. Gene Ontology annotation, cellular component: mitochondrial matrix. The record is from RefSeq and is a predicted model, not a curated record.